Paramecium primaurelia is the source of this 2581-nucleotide messenger RNA. Lineage: Eukaryota; Ciliophora; Oligohymenophorea; Peniculida; Parameciidae. The record is from the annotation of a GenBank genome assembly.
AUGAAAUAAUCAUAAUAAUCUUUAAAAAGCAUUUCCAAUAUCAGAACCCAAUACUAUUUAUCCUCUUCUUUAGUGGGUUCUCAAAAUGCUCAAAAAAUCAAUAAAGGAAAAUCAACAUAUAUUGAUGAUACGAACAAGAGUAUAUAAUUAAUUCUUAUAUUGAAGCAAAAGAAACUAAUUAUUAAUUAAAUGAAAAGAGUAAAUCUCAAAGUAUAGUUACUUAUAAGAAAAUAAAUAUUAGUAGAGAUAAUCAAAAAUCUGAUGAUUCUCAAAUAUUACCUUAAUUUAAGAAAGACAUACUAAAAUCAAGAUAAUCUCAAUAAGUUAUUCAUAAGACAAAGUAGUAAUAAAGAUCUGACUCUCCUUUAAUUCCUAUUGAUAGUUUACCUUAAAUUUAACCAUCAAAAAUUUCAACCAAAAAUGUUGGUAUAGUUUCUGCCUAUGCUGCAAAUACACAUUAAGGAUUAGUAAGAACUUACAAUGAAGAUAGAGUAUCAAUAAUACUUAACUUAAUGAAACCUGCUUCAAAUACAUUUGCUGGAUAAUGGCCUUAAAGUUCAUUUUUUGCAAUUUAUGAUGGUCAUGGUGGUGCUGCAUGUGCUGACUAUAUGAGAGAUAAUUUACAUUAAUAUGUAAUUUCUUUAUUUAAUGUAGAUUAUAAGAGAAGAUUGUUUUCCAUCAAAUCCAAGAUUAGCUAUAUCGAGAGGUAUAGAAAAAGCUGAAAAAAACUAUCUUUAAUUAGCUGAUCAAAAAGUAUUAGAUAAAUCUGGUUCUUGUGCUGUGAUAGCCUUGAUUGUUGAUAAAGCUAUUUAUAUUGCCAAUAUUGGAGACUCUCGUGCAAUAAUCUCUCAUUAAGGCAAAUGUUCAUCUAUUACUGUUGAUCAUAAACCCUCUUAAGAAAAUGAACAAUAAAGAAUUACUAAACUUGGUGGAUAAAUCUAUUAGGCUUAGAUUUAGGUUUCAAAUGGUGAUAUUUAAUUUGGUCCUUAUAGAGUACUACCUGGUAGACUAGCUGUUUCAAGAACAUUAGGAGAUGCAGAAGCCAAAUUACCAAAAUAUGGUGGAAUUCAAGGAGUAAUAUCAGCUCAACCCGAUAUUUUUCAAAUCUCAGUUACUGAUUAAGAUUUUUUGAUUUUGGCUUGUAAUUUUAAUUGUAGAUCAAAGGUGAUGGAAUAUUUGAUAAAAUGUAUAGUGAAGAAGUCAUUUAAAGUGUUUGGACUGUGAUCUCGCAAGAUGUUCAUCAUUUUGCUGGAAAAGCAGUUGAAACAAUUAUGAGACAAUCCAUGUCUAGAAAAACCGUAGAUAAUGUUACUGUUGUAUUCAUAGCCUUUCCAUAAUUAGAAAAAAAGUUUAAAAAACAAUAACANUUGAAGCAAAAGAAACUAAUUAUUAAUUAAAUGAAAAGAGUAAAUCUCAAAGUAUAGUUACUUAUAAGAAAAUAAAUAUUAGUAGAGAUAAUCAAAAAUCUGAUGAUUCUCAAAUAUUACCUUAAUUUAAGAAAGACAUACUAAAAUCAAGAUAAUCUCAAUAAGUUAUUCAUAAGACAAAGUAGUAAUAAAGAUCUGACUCUCCUUUAAUUCCUAUUGAUAGUUUACCUUAAAUUUAACCAUCAAAAAUUUCAACCAAAAAUGUUGGUAUAGUUUCUGCCUAUGCUGCAAAUACACAUUAAGGAUUAGUAAGAACUUACAAUGAAGAUAGAGUAUCAAUAAUACUUAACUUAAUGAAACCUGCUUCAAAUACAUUUGCUGGAUAAUGGCCUUAAAGUUCAUUUUUUGCAAUUUAUGAUGGUCAUGGUGGUGCUGCAUGUGCUGACUAUAUGAGAGAUAAUUUACAUUAAUAUGUAAUUUCUUUAUUUAAUGUAGAUUAUAAGAGAAGAUUGUUUUCCAUCAAAUCCAAGAUUAGCUAUAUCGAGAGGUAUAGAAAAAGCUGAAAAAAACUAUCUUUAAUUAGCUGAUCAAAAAGUAUUAGAUAAAUCUGGUUCUUGUGCUGUGAUAGCCUUGAUUGUUGAUAAAGCUAUUUAUAUUGCCAAUAUUGGAGACUCUCGUGCAAUAAUCUCUCAUUAAGGCAAAUGUUCAUCUAUUACUGUUGAUCAUAAACCCUCUUAAGAAAAUGAACAAUAAAGAAUUACUAAACUUGGUGGAUAAAUCUAUUAGGCUUAGAUUUAGGUUUCAAAUGGUGAUAUUUAAUUUGGUCCUUAUAGAGUACUACCUGGUAGACUAGCUGUUUCAAGAACAUUAGGAGAUGCAGAAGCCAAAUUACCAAAAUAUGGUGGAAUUCAAGGAGUAAUAUCAGCUCAACCCGAUAUUUUUCAAAUCUCAGUUACUGAUUAAGAUUUUUUGAUUUUGGCUUGUAAUUUUAAUUGUAGAUCAAAGGUGAUGGAAUAUUUGAUAAAAUGUAUAGUGAAGAAGUCAUUUAAAGUGUUUGGACUGUGAUCUCGCAAGAUGUUCAUCAUUUUGCUGGAAAAGCAGUUGAAACAAUUAUGAGACAAUCCAUGUCUAGAAAAACCGUAGAUAAUGUUACUGUUGUAUUCAUAGCCUUUCCAUAAUUAGAAAAAAAGUUUAAAAAACAAUAACAAUAAUGA